CUUCGAGUUCACUUCUAGAAAAUCGUCUGGCCGCAUCCGAUCAAAGUGUCUCGGUCAUCAGCUUUGUCAUUUGAACCGGUGGCUACCAGUGGCAUGGGACAUAUUGCGCCAGAAUCCCGGAUUUCGUCCUAGGCGACACUUUCCUGCUUCGUUUUCCCUCUUACCACACCACAUCGACGAAACCCGCCGCUUUUUCAAGAUGUCCACCAUCAUGGAGCCUCGAAUUAUUCCCAGCCAGCUUCCGCCUGGUUUGGAGAUUGCAAUACCGCCGGGAGGCGAGCUGCCUCCUCAGCAGCCGAGAGGCACUUACGACAAGAAACCUCUCCCGCCGCUGCCUCCUCUCCGCCCAGGAUUUUAUCGCCAAGUUUCGGCCUUUUCUGUCAUGUCGGCCAUGUCAGUUACUUCAGCUAUAUCCAUCGAAACAAAAUCGACUACAAGGAAUUCCUCGAGGUCGCGAAGUCGUGCCAGGACGACGCCAUCACCGUCCCCUUCGAGAUUGGAACCUACCGAGGGAUCCGAGACAAUCGAGAGACUGGAGAAUGAGAUCAGCACAAUCUUGAUUCAGCAUAGCCCGACUCCCUUAUCACCUGUAUCACCAAGAUCAGAACACAGGAGUUGCUCGCCUCAGAGUCGUCGACCCGAACCAGAAAUCAGAAAAUUGGCUGUCCGGCGUCUCUCUACACCAAUUACAAGCCCGUGUACUCUUCAUCGAUCAUCGGCAAAGAUCAAACAAAUCACUGGGCUGGAUGUUGACUUUAGUGGCUUCACUCCAACGCCCCCCCGGCCACCUCGUUCACCGUUGGUCUCGGAAACGCUGAUGCCAGCUACACCCGACAAGUCCAGCAGUGUUCACAGCACAGAGAAGCCUAGUUCGGAGAAGCCGGCAUCGACUUCGGAGCCAGCCCGAACUUUGAGCUUGAUCGACGACUACGACGACGACUCGGAACCUGAUAGCAGUGAAUGGGACUUUAGUCCCAGUUCACGGAGGAACCACCCGUCGUGGAUACCUGCAUCUCCGGUGCCGCCUCGGGUAGAGAUAUUGGACUUUGACGAAGCGAGCCCGCGACGUCGGGACUCUGAGAUUGGAUGCCUGAGAUCGCCUGGUAUGCACCACUUCGAGACGCUUCCCGCACGGCGAAAUAACCAUAUGGAAGUCAGUUACGUGGGGGCCAAGGACCUCUACCACGCGACGGCGACAUCGAUUGCGAACUCGGCGAAGAAGACUGCGGGAUCUUCCCGAGACAGCAUGGAGUCAGGGCGGAGUUCUAUUCGGCCGCCAAAGAAUAGGCUGAGUUUCGCGGCCAAGGUGCUUCAGUCUGGUAGGAAGCGGCCACCCACGGGUAUCAACACGACCCCUCAGUCACCGUCAUCACUGGGCCCUGGGACGGGCUCUACCGUGGGAAAGCAGUCUUUGAGGUCGCUUCACCCGGAUAUGCACGCACACUCGAUGGACGACGACCGUCUACGGGUCAAAUACUCGGACGCCCUUUCUCGCGUAUUCCGAUGGAGCGGCGAGCACAGGAGGGUGGUUUCAGAGGGCACGACAGGAACCGACUUACCGCCGACGUCAGAACCUCGCAGCACCACAACUACGCCGGUGCCCGACUCACCUACACAAGCUGGACCCGGACUGAAGAGGAUGAGCAGCCGGCGUUCAAUGCAGGGCCUGGCGGCUCAAUUCAAGAGGACAGCGAACUCGAUGGUUCUGACUAAGGAUGAACGGCGGAGGGAAAAUCUACGGCAGAGCAUCCGGGUGAUACCGGAGGGUAGCACGCUCGAGUAGUGUAAGCCGGGCACUAUGGGACGGCGCCGGCGUGGCGUUUCGGGGCGCGGACUGCCCGCGUUGCUUAGGACGCUGGGUAAGGUACCUUGGGAUGCGAACCAUCUGGUCCGCGUCAAGGGAGGGAACAGCUGGCUUGGGCCAGAAGACUUGGGAUGGUGUCAUGUCUCGGCGUUUGUGUGUUUAGCGUUGCUUGUUUGUCAUGGGAGGGGGGUGUCUAGACUGCUCGCUGGUCUGUCUGCCUCUUCCUUGUCCUUUCUGAAAAGCGAAGAAGCGUUUGUCAUUGUUUGGGCAGUGUGCGUGUUACGUCUCUGUCAAUCCAUGAAACCUGGCAAAAGUCCAGAUGACUACUUUACCUUUAGAUAGACAUUCCUACCAAGAACAAUCUAUAGGGAGUGAAAGAAG
This is a messenger RNA of Colletotrichum scovillei, 2185 nucleotides long. RefSeq lists its product as uncharacterized. The transcript has a single exon. The record is from RefSeq and is a predicted model, not a curated record. NCBI's taxonomy places the organism in Eukaryota, Fungi, Ascomycota, Sordariomycetes, Glomerellales, Glomerellaceae. Bases 200 to 1783 code for a protein of 527 amino acids.